AUGCGUUCAUUUUCAACCCUGGUCGUAAUUACAGCUACAGUUGUAAUGAAUGGAGGUGUGGAAUUUACGAGUGCUGUCAACGACACCCAAGGAACGACUUACUUGAUUCGAUCGCACACUGUGGAGGACACUCCACAGGAAGAAAGAAUGUUCAAGUUCAAUUUCAAUUUCUUAAAGAAAUCACCUUCACUUAAAAAACAAGUAAUGGAAGACCUUAAGACUAGAGCGGAAACGGAGAUGAACCAAUUGGUUCAAAUGACAACAGAUGAUGAUCAACUCCGAUAUAACUUUCUCCAUGCUAUGAUGAAAUAUGGCUUGACCUGGGAUGAUGAUAUCUCUAAGCAUCCAACAUUAUUUCAUUCGGCUGAUUUGAAGCGUUGGUUGAAUGAGAGAUCCCAACCAGGGAUUCGUCUCCAGUCUUCAAGUGCGGACUCUGAUCUGGCCAAAUUUAUUGGAAUAAUAAAAGGAAAACGAUCUGCAUUGGAUGACUUGGACUUACUGAUAAAUAAACGUAAACUUGCUUGA
This is a messenger RNA of Plasmopara halstedii, 525 nucleotides long. RefSeq names its product RxLR-like protein. Bases 1 to 525 code for a protein of 174 amino acids. The transcript has a single exon. The record is from RefSeq and is a predicted model, not a curated record. Lineage: Eukaryota; Oomycota; Peronosporomycetes; Peronosporales; Peronosporaceae.